Molecule: messenger RNA, 1626 nt
Organism: Micromonas commoda
Lineage: Eukaryota; Viridiplantae; Chlorophyta; Mamiellophyceae; Mamiellales; Mamiellaceae
Product: Multidrug/Oligosaccharidyl-lipid/Polysaccharide flippase
Exons: 1
Coding region: 1-1626 (541 amino acids)
Biological process (GO): xenobiotic detoxification by transmembrane export across the plasma membrane
Cellular component (GO): membrane
Molecular function (GO): xenobiotic transmembrane transporter activity; antiporter activity
Source: RefSeq, a predicted model, not a curated record
AUGGGGGCACCUCUCAGCAAAGAUGGGUACGAGGAGGUCCAGAGGUGGGAUGACGACGGAGAGGGGCUCUUCGAUGCGGGUGACGUCAAGGCCGUCUCGGGCACGGGCGCCAUGUCUCCCGCGGCGCGCGAAAACGCGGCGACGGAGCUCGGUGGCUUCGUGGGCGAGGCGAGGAACCAGGCAGGCCUUGCGCUCCCCGUUAGCUUGUCCAUGGUGUGCAACCGCGUGAUGAGUCUCACCUCUGUCGCGUUCGUGGGGCGUCUCGGUCCAGUUCCUCUGGCGGCAGCAGCGCUCGCGACCACCCUUGGCAACGUGACCGGAAACUCAAUCAUGGUUGGCUUGGCGAGUGCUGUGUCGACGUUGGGGGGGCAGGCGUUCGGCGCGGGUUCGUAUCCGACACUGGGUUUCGUGCUGCAGAGGGCAAUAAUAAUACUGACCUUAGCCGCCGUGCCCAUAUCCCUGGCAUGGUGGUGCUCUGAGGGGAUCCUUAGGAUCCUCGGGCAGGAUCACGAUUUGGCAAAGGCGAGCGCGUCGUACAUCCGAGCGUUGAUUCCCGGACUGUUCUUCUACGCGUGGAACGUGUGUCUGACGGCGUACCUCCAGUCGCAACGCAUAACCAGACCCGCGGCGCUGGCAGGGGUGGUGGCGGCGGUGAUGCACUUCCCCGCGAACGUCGUGUUCAUCCACACGCUCGGGUUGGGCUACGUGGGAGCGGGUUUAGCCACGUCUUGGAGCAACGGCGUAGUGCUGUGCCUGAACGUGCUGUACGCGUCGCGGUUCAAGAAGGAUGAGCCCGGGCGGGAGACGUGGCCGGGGUUCAGCGUCAGGGCGGCAACGACGGAGUGGAGGCCGUUCCUCAGGCUCGCUCUGCCGGGAAUCUUGAUGAUGAGCGAAUGGUGGGCCAGCGAGGCGAAUAUACUCCUCGCGGGUUUGCUCCCAGACCCGGAGUACAACGUGGCGGCUGUUUCCAUUUUCCAGGUGACAAACGCCCUGGCGUUCAUGGUGCCCGUGGGGUUCUCAGUCGCCGUGAGCACCAGGUGCGCCAACGAGCUCGGCGCGAGGAGGCCGGCGCACGCGAGGUUUGCAUCCAGGGUGGCGUUUUCGCUCAUACUGGCCGUGGAAUUUAUCGUCUCCGCGCUGCUCCUGGCGGUUAAGAAGCACUGGGGCAGGCUGUACACCAACGACGAGAGGAUCGUGCGAUUGGUGAGCGCGCUAUUGGUGCCAUUGGCUGUGUACACAUUUUUCGACGGCAUGUUGUGCGUCGCCACGGGUGUCAUCAAGGCGUGCGGCCGGCAAUGGAUUGCUGGGCCAGUCGUUUUUUUCAGCUAUUACGUGGUGGGCAUCCCGCUGGCGUGCUGGCUCUCGUUCGGCAGCCCGGACAUAGGUGCGAUGGGUCUUGUCGUUGGAGGUACCGUGGGCACGAUCAUACAUUCCGUGAUCAUCCUGGUCCUCGUGCAUAACACGGACUGGAUCGGCGAAGUGACGAGGGCGCUUGAACGGGUGGAGGCAAACAGCUUUGGGAGGAAAGACGCAGGCGGCGCCGACACCGACGCCGAGGCUCUGCUGCCAGACGUGUGCGCCGAGGUGGAGUUGGAGGACAUGAAGAAAAAGUCGGCGGACAACUAG